Molecule: messenger RNA, 504 nt
Organism: Trichomonas vaginalis G3
Lineage: Eukaryota; Parabasalia; Trichomonadida; Trichomonadidae
Exons: 1
Coding region: 1-504 (167 amino acids)
Source: RefSeq, a predicted model, not a curated record
AUGCAUUUCCUUUUUCCAUUUCUUAUAGGAUCGAAAAUUGAUGAUUCAUAUCGAUCUCAUAAGCUCUUAAGUGGAGAAGAGCAGCCCGAAUUCCUUCGGCCAGAUUAUUCACUUGUUAUCUCAAUGAACAAUCAAUUAUUUACAUUUAAGUCUGCAAUUGUCGAAUCUAGCAAGAGAGAAUACGUAUACUACAAAUGUGAUGUUACAAUUACAUCCGAAAGUAAAUUUCUAAAUAAUUAUGGUUUUGGAAAAUCUACUUCAUCUGGCUUCGGCGGAGCACUUUACAUGUAUGAAUCUGUUUUCCAAAUUGUUUCCCCUGAUCCAAGUAAAAAUUCUAUUUUUUCAGGAAAUUCAGCAGCUUAUGGUGGUGCUUUGUGCUUAGUUUCUACAGCAUCAUACUUAUCAAACGCAGUAUUCACAUCUAACCAAGCAUACAAGCACGCAGGCGCAGUCUACUUCGAAAACAAGUUAAUCAGCAACGGACGCCUUUCUAACGUUGUUUAG